Naegleria fowleri is the source of this 1425-nucleotide messenger RNA. RefSeq lists its product as uncharacterized. The record is from RefSeq and is a predicted model, not a curated record. Lineage: Eukaryota; Heterolobosea; Eutetramitea; Acrasida; Naegleriidae. The transcript is spliced from 2 exons. The coding region runs from base 1 to 1425 and encodes 474 amino acids.
AUGGGUUUGGGUUUGGGUUUGGGUUUGGGUUUGGGUUUGGGUUUGGGUUUGGGUUUGGGUUUGGGUUUGGGUUUGGGUUUGGGUUUGGGUUUGGGUUUGGGUUUGGGUUUGGGUUUGGGUUUGGGUUUGGGUUUGGGUUUGGGUUUGGGUUUGGGUUUGGGUUUGGGUUUGGGUUUGGGUUUGGGUUUGGGUUUGGGUUUGGGUUUGGGUUUGGGUUUGGGUUUGGGUUUGGGUUUGGGUUUGGGUUUGGGUUUGGGUUUGGGUUUGGGUUUGGGUUUGGGUUUGGGUUUGGGUUUGGGUUUGGGUUUGGGUUUGGGUUUGGGUUUGGGUUUGGGUUUGGGUUUGGGUUUGGGUUUGGGUUUGGGUUUGGGUUUGGGUUUGGGUUUGGGUUUGGGUUUGGGUUUGGGUUUGGGUUUGGGUUUGGGUUUGGGUUUGGGUUUGGGUUUGGGUUUGGGUUUGGGUUUGGGUUUGGGUUUGGGUUUGGGUUUGGGUUUGGGUUUGGGUUUGGGUUUGGGUUUGGGUUUGGGUUUGGGUUUGGGUUUGGGUUUGGGUUUGGGUUUGGGUUUGGGUUUGGGUUUGGGUUUGGGUUUGGGUUUGGGUUUGGGUUUGGGUUUGGGUUUGGGUUUGGGUUUGGGUUUGGGUUUGGGUUUGGGUUUGGGUUUGGGUUUGGGUUUGGGUUUGGGUUUGGGUUUGGGUUUGGGUUUGGGUUUGGGUUUGGGUUUGGGUUUGGGUUUGGGUUUGGGUUUGGGUUUGGGUUUGGGUUUGGGUUUGGGUUUGGGUUUGGGUUUGGGUUUGGGUUUGGGUUUGGGUUUGGGUUUGGGUUUGGGUUUGGGUUUGGGUUUGGGUUUGGGUUUGGGUUUGGGUUUGGGUUUGGGUUUGGGUUUGGGUUUGGGUUUGGGUUUGGGUUUGGGUUUGGGUUUGGGUUUGGGUUUGGGUUUGGGUUUGGGUUUGGGUUUGGGUUUGGGUUUGGGUUUGGGUUUGGGUUUGGGUUUGGGUUUGGGUUUGGGUUUGGGUUUGGGUUUGGGUUUGGGUUUGGGUUUGGGUUUGGGUUUGGGUUUGGGUUUGGGUUUGGGUUUGGGUUUGGGUUUGGGUUUGGGUUUGGGUUUGGGUUUGGGUUUGGGUUUGGGUUUGGGUUUGGGUUUGGGUUUGGGUUUGGGUUUGGGUUUGGGUUUGGGUUUGGGUUUGGGUUUGGGUUUGGGUUUGGGUUUGGGUUUGGGUUUGGGUUUGGGUUUGGGUUUGGGUUUGGGUUUGGGUUUGGGUUUGGGUUUGGGUUUGGGUUUGGGUUUGGGUUUGGGUUUGGGUUUGGGUUUGGGUUUGGGUUUGGGUUUGGGUUUGGGUUUGGGUUUGGGUUUGGGUUUGGGUUUCGGGUUUGGGUUUGGUUUGGGUUUGGGUUUGGGUUUGGGUUUGGGUUUGGGUUUGGGUUAG